UUCUUCUAUCUCCCCCUACUACUACUACACUGCUUCCUUCUCGAACAAACCAAACCAAAAUCUCCUGAGCUAGCUGUCUUCUCCAUCGGUCGAACGUGUCGUUCGAACUCGAAGUGAUUGAGGAGAAGGGAGGUUUUGAGCUCAUGGACAUGGCGCACGAGCGAGACUCGAGCAGCAGCGAGGAGGAGGUGAUGGCCGGCGACCUGCGCCGAGGGCCGUGGACGGUGGAGGAGGACAUCCUGCUGGUGAACUACAUCGCCGCGCACGGCGAGGGCCGCUGGAACUCGCUCGCCCGAUCAGCAGGUCUCAAGCGCACCGGCAAGAGCUGCCGUCUCAGGUGGCUGAACUACCUCCGCCCUGACCUCCGGCGCGGCACCAUCACGCCGCAGGAGCAGCUGCUCAUCCUGGAGCUGCACUCGAGGUGGGGGAACCGGUGGUCGAAGAUCGCGCAGCACCUCCCCGGCCGCACGGACAACGAGAUCAAGAACUACUGGCGCACGCGCGUGCAGAAGCAUGCCAAGCAGCUCAAGUGCGACGUCAACAGCCGGCAGUUCAAGGACGUGAUGCGCUACCUCUGGAUGCCACGCCUCGUCGAGCGCAUCCAGGCCGCCGAGGCGGCGCAGCCCGCCGCCGACACGCCACUGUCCUGGCAACACGGCGCGGACGACGCUCUCGACGAGUCAUUGGAGCUCCCGGACGUCGAUGCCUGCUGGCCUGCGGAGUACGGCGUCGCGCAGCUGCCCAACACCUCGGCCCCGGAGCAUUCAGGCACCACUACCAUGUCUUCCUCGCCGUCUACCGAUUCUGGCACCGGCGCCCAGCCCAGCUGGCCCGCCGCAGCCGACGGUGCCGAGUGGUUCACCACGACAUGCGACGCCACCAGCGCCGCCGCCAUUUGCAACACGGACCAGCUGAUCCAGCAGCAGCAGGCGCCGUGCCAGCUCGGCGAAACGUGGACGUCCGUGCCGCUGCCGGGUCUCGAGUUCCCCGAGCCCGGUGUGGCGGAUUUUGAUAUCGGCAGCUUCGACGUCGACAGCAUCUGGAGCAUGGACGACUUGUGGUACACGCAGCCGCAGUUCGUGUGAAGAAAUGUCAAUACGGUGGCCUGGAAAUCCACAACGGCGCCGGUGCCCGAGAGGGAUCGCGGGGAAGCCCGUCAGAGCGGUACCUCUGAAAUUUGUGGAGGUGGAUGAGGGACAAGGCAGACUUGUUCCCAGUAAUCGCAAGGCACUGGCAUAGUCAGGCUUAGCGUGGGAGACGAAAUCGGUCUGACUGGAUAUGGUGGCAGCCCUCUCGUUGUGCCCCGCACGAUCACUAAAAGUAGCUCUAGAUGAGAACCUGCCGAAUCGGCCGUUUCUAAUGAGCCACCCUUGUGACGGUUAAAUUGCAGAACGCAGUGUACGUACAAGUAGAUGCAAUUCAUGGAGAUAGCUCCAACCUCACGUGCUAUGGUGAAGCCGCGGUUCAAAUUUGGUCACCGCCCCUCCCAAAAUU
Lolium rigidum is the source of this 1494-nucleotide messenger RNA. Its product is annotated as transcription factor MYB2-like. NCBI's taxonomy places the organism in Eukaryota, Viridiplantae, Streptophyta, Magnoliopsida, Poales, Poaceae. The coding region runs from base 144 to 1085 and encodes 313 amino acids. Gene Ontology annotation, molecular function: sequence-specific DNA binding; DNA-binding transcription factor activity. Gene Ontology annotation, cellular component: nucleus. The transcript is spliced from 2 exons. Gene Ontology annotation, biological process: regulation of DNA-templated transcription. The record is from RefSeq and is a predicted model, not a curated record.